This is a messenger RNA of Raphanus sativus (radish), 965 nucleotides long. RefSeq names its product rho-N domain-containing protein 1, chloroplastic-like. NCBI's taxonomy places the organism in Eukaryota, Viridiplantae, Streptophyta, Magnoliopsida, Brassicales, Brassicaceae. The record is from RefSeq and is a predicted model, not a curated record. Gene Ontology annotation, biological process: DNA-templated transcription termination. The transcript has 2 exons. The coding region runs from base 1 to 744 and encodes 247 amino acids.
AUGAAACUGAGAGUUCAAGCUCAGCUCCGAGCUCGAGCUGCUGCCAAGAAAGAAGAUAAGAAGACUGAAGAAGCUUCUCAAGGACAGGGAGGCAAAGAGACUGAGACUGUGGACUCUCUUCUUAAGUUACUGAGGAAGCACUUAGGAGAACAGAGCAAGAAGAACGUUAGCAACUUUGAUUCUGAAAAGCAGCUACAAGGAGAUGAUGAUGAUGAUGCUGAAAGACAGGUUCACAGUUCCAAUCAUUUUGAUUCGCGAAACAGGGAUCAUAAUGCAACACGUUUUACAAGGCCAGCCUCAAGCUUCAGGCGCAAUUCACCUGUACCGAGACAUAAACCUCAGUCCAGUUACUCUAGUGAGGCCAUUUUCGAUGAGGCGUCAAGUUACAGUGUGACUUGGACUCAGAAAAAGGAUCAAGUAGAUUCACGUGAUGAACCUGAAUACGAGCCCGAGCCUGUUUAUGAACCUGAAUCUGAACCAGGACUUGCCCUUCUGGAAUCAGAGCCAAAGCUGAAACCAGAGUCAUUUUACCAUGAGGAGGAUGAGGAUCAUGAUGUCAUUGUAGAUGAAUUAGCAGGUGAUGAUGAGUCUAUCAAUGCUGAGGAAGAAACUGAGAAAGAUGAAGACUUGAGUGCACUGAAGUUGAUAGAACUUAGAGCCAUAGCAAAAUCAAGGGGUCUUAAAGGGAUUUCAAAGAUGAAGAAAGCAGAGCUGUUGAAUUUGCUGUGUAGUAAUAAAGCAUAGGAAUGAACAAGAACACUGUUUUAGUUUUUCUGAUACAGCCAAUGAAUCUCCAAAUAUCCAUUCAUAAUUUUAGUGCAUUCUGAUUAAAAUUAGUUUUUUCUCCAUUAGUUAGAGUUUUCCCUUUUGCUUCCAACAGCAAAGUUGUACUGUUCUUUGUGAGUUAUGAAAUUGAAGUCACUUUCUUCAUUCGGUUAACAUUGUUGCAUGUAUAUAUUACAACA